This is a messenger RNA of Onychomys torridus (southern grasshopper mouse), 1107 nucleotides long. It is a transcript of the gene Tmem120b, whose product is annotated as transmembrane protein 120B. Lineage: Eukaryota; Metazoa; Chordata; Mammalia; Rodentia; Cricetidae. The record is from RefSeq and is a predicted model, not a curated record. Bases 1 to 558 code for a protein of 185 amino acids. Gene Ontology annotation, biological process: fat cell differentiation. Gene Ontology annotation, cellular component: nuclear inner membrane. The transcript is spliced from 7 exons.
AUGUACAAAGGGCCUGUAUCCGUCUGUUACGAAGCAGAAGGGUGUCCUCAUUUCUUGCCUCAUCUGAACUUUCUCUCCUUCUCACCAAGGAUCAAAGGCUGGUGGGUGUCCCACCAUUACGUCUCCACGUUCCUGUCUGGAGUGAUGCUGACAUGGCCUAAUGGACUCAUUUAUCAGAAGUUUCGAAAUCAGUUUUUAGCCUUCUCCAUUUUUCAGAGCUGUGUUCAGUUCCUACAGUACUAUUACCAGAGGGGCUGUCUCUACAGAUUGCGAGCCCUGGGGGAGAGGAACCACCUGGACCUCACGGUGGAAGGGUUCCAGUCUUGGAUGUGGCGGGGCCUUACCUUCCUCCUGCCUUUCCUUUUCUGUGGCCAUUUCUGGCAGCUCUACAAUGCCGUCACGUUGUUUGAGCUCUCCAGCCAGGAGGAAUGCAAAGAAUGGCAGGUAUUUGUGCUGGCCCUCACCUUCCUCAUCCUCUUCCUUGGCAACUUCCUCACCACACUCAAAGUUGUGCAUACCAAACUUCAGAAGAACAGAAACAAGACAAAGCAGCCAUGAGCCGCUGGACUCUUGGGCCUGGGGGCCUUGGGAAUUAAGGCUGCUGGAGGUUAUAGUCAGCAGCCUGGCUGCCCAUCACUGGUAGCCGUGGACAGCAGCAUCUCAGGGGCCAGCAGCAGCACUGGGGGCAGGACCAAGGCCCUGGUCCCUGGCCAGACAUGAGGAAUGUGAAGGGCGCCUGCGCGCACUGUGUUGACCUGCCCCAGCUCCCUAUUUAUACCGUAUUUAACGCUGCCGGGUCUUCCCCCACUUCCCUGGAAUCCGAGGCCUUCCCUGCAGCUCUGGGUAAUGGCAGUGGCCAUACCUGUGUCUGUCUUCCAGGGAGGGGCGAAAAGCCUCAGGGAACCCCUCCCCGGGUUUAGAUGUGCCUCAUGGGGGGUUGGCAUUAGCUGACCUGCUAUUUACUGUGGCCCAGGCACCGGGUGGAAUGAAACUUUCAGCAUCCUGUGGAGCCCCCUCCCCUGGGCCACCACCUCUGUUGUAAGAUACCCCCCCUCCAUAUCCUCCACCCUCUGUGAUGAGGGAGUAUUUAAGUUCUCAGAGAACCUG